Messenger RNA from Erythranthe guttata (spotted monkey flower), 2224 nucleotides. RefSeq names its product glucomannan 4-beta-mannosyltransferase 1. Gene Ontology annotation, molecular function: mannan synthase activity. Gene Ontology annotation, cellular component: Golgi apparatus. The record is from RefSeq and is a predicted model, not a curated record. NCBI's taxonomy places the organism in Eukaryota, Viridiplantae, Streptophyta, Magnoliopsida, Lamiales, Phrymaceae.
AAAUACUACUCCGCUCCAAAAGUUGGUGUGGGGAGAGCAGAGAAUGGACUGGAGUGGAUUGUGUGCAGAAACAACGAUCUCCUUCUUCACCUCUCUGCCUGCACAUUCUCUCUCACUCCUCCAAAUUAUUUCUCUCUCUUCAAAACCACAUGUAAAUGUAGCCGAAAAAUUCAGCUCCUUUUCUCAUACAUUAUUACUGUAGUGAACACAAGUACAGAACAGAGCAAAACAAUGGCUGAAUUUUCCGUGAAGAAUCUCGCGGCGGCGUGGCUAAUGGGCACGGCGGCGGACAUGCCCGCCCAAAUCGGGCAUGUUUGGGUGGUAAUCAGAGCUUCGUUUCUGGUUCCCCUGCUCAGGUUUUCUCUGUACAUUUGUUUGGUCUCUUCGACAAUGUUGUUCCUCGAGUGGGUUUACAUCGGAGCUGUUCUUAUUUAUGUGAAACUCUCCGGCAGAAACCCUGAAAAUAUUUACAAAUGUGACCCUAUCUCGGAGGAGGAUCCAGAAAUCGGCACCGCCGCUUUUCCCAUGGUUCUUGUCCAGAUUCCCUUGUGCAACGAAAAAGAGGUUUACAAGCUUUCAAUUGGGGCAGCGUGUAAUUUAUCUUGGCCUGCUGAUAGGCUACUCAUUCAAGUUAUUGAUGGUUCAAGUGACAGUUCCAUUAGGGAUAUGAUUGAGAAAGAAUGCAUGAAGUGGUUGAGCAAAGGUGUAAACAUUAAGUACCAAAUGAGACAGACAAAAGGAGGCUACAAAGCUGGUGCCCUGAAAGAAGGUUCCGGAUACGACUACGUUAAAGAAUGCGAGCAUGUCGUCAUUUUCGAUUCUGAUUUCCAACCGGGCUCCGAUUUUCUCAGACGGGCCGUCCCUUUUCUCGUUCACAACCCUGAAAUCGGACUUGUUCAAGCCCGUUGGAGGUUUGUGAAUGCAGAUGAAUGUUUGUUGACAAGAUUGCAGGAAAUUUCACUGGACUAUCAUUUCAUGGCUGAGCAAGAAGUCGGAUCGUCCGCUCACGCCUUCUUUGGCUUCAACGGAAGUGCUGGAAUAUGGAGAAUUGCUGCAAUAAAUGAGGCUGGAGGGUGGGAUGAUAGGACCACUUCAGAGGACAUGGAUCUUGCUAUUCGGGCCGGGCUCCUCGGAUGGAAACUCGUUUACGUAGGAACCCUCCAGGUGAAUAGCGAACUUCCGAGUACUUUUAAAGCCUUCCGUUCUCAGCAGCACCGUUGGUUUUGUGGUCCGACCAAUUUAUUCAGGAAAAUUGUGAUGGAUAUUUUUAAGAGCAAGAAAGUAUCACAAUGGAAUAAGGUUUACAUGAUCUACAAUUUCUUCGUUGUCCGUAAAAUCAUCGGCCACACGUGUGUAUUCUUUUCGUACUGUGUGGUGCUACCUUUGACGGUUCUGUUACCCGAAGUUGAUGUUCCAAAAGCAGGAGCGGUUUUCGUUCCGUGCAUCAUCGGCGCUAUAAACUCGAUUUACGCAACUCCAAGGUCACUCCACCUUAUAUUUUUGUGGAUCCUUUUCGAGAGCGCCAUGUCAUUUCAUCGAACAAAGGCUAUAUUUACGGGCCUGCUCGGUUCAAAGAAUGCUAAUCAAUGGGUAGUUACUCAAAAACACGGAGAUGCUGCAGAAAACAAGGCCAAUAAUAUUAUCGAAGCAACUGCACCAAAGGAAUCAAGAUUUAAGAUUCUCCGAAACAGAAUAUUACUACCGGAGCUGGGAAUUGCCGUUUUUGUUUUAUGGAGUGGAUGCUAUGGAUUUCUCUACGGUAGGGAUUACUAUUUCAUAUACCUCUUCAUUCAAGCAAUCACCUUGACAAUGGUGGGAUUUGGCUUCAUUGGCAAAAUUUUGCCAAAUUAUUAGCACAAUAAGAAUUAGUCCAAUUAUUUUUAUUUAAUUUUUUAUUUUUAUUUUUUAUUUUUGAUAUAAGCAAUUACAAUAGUUGACUUUAGUAGAGAUUUUUCUUUGUCAACCUUGUUAGAAAAAAAGAUUUUGGUAUCAAUUUCUUGAUCUUGCACAAUUCUUAUUAUUGUCAACUUAAACUACAUUUCUUUUAAAGUGGUUCAUUAUUUGUCCUCCAAAGCCUUGUUUGGUUAUAAGAUAAAUGAUUAAUUGCAUAAUUAGUUAAUUUAUCUUGACUUAUUAAGAGAUUGUAUAUACAAUUGGAUUCUUGUAAAAUUAUAUUGUUGGAUUCUCUUGUAUUAUUGCAAUAAAAAGAAGCACUCGAAUAGUA